Stylophora pistillata is the source of this 2349-nucleotide messenger RNA. RefSeq names its product dynein axonemal assembly factor 3-like. Gene Ontology annotation, biological process: motile cilium assembly; axonemal dynein complex assembly. The record is from RefSeq and is a predicted model, not a curated record. Lineage: Eukaryota; Metazoa; Cnidaria; Anthozoa; Scleractinia; Pocilloporidae.
GCGGACUUUCAUGCAGAUUUCUAAAAUGUUUGAAAGGUGUUUCUUUAGAUCUCUUUAAUUUGACACUGUAAUGGCAGACGGAUUUGGUGCAAUUACGUGGUGGGGAUUUAGCCCAGCUCUCGAUCUACAAGGCAGAUAUCAGUCUUUAGCAUCCAAAUUAAAAGGAUUGAACAUUUCAGAGCCAGAUGCUUCCAACAAACAAGGAAAAUGUAAUAUUCUUCUGAUAGGAGCAGGUGACUGUCGCCACAUUUUAAAGACCAUUGUGCAUUCAUACAGACGUGUAAAGAGAGAGCUCUGUAUCUUUGUGGUUGAGAAUAAUCUUGAACUUUAUGCAAGACAUCUUCUGCUUUUGUCAAUUGCAUUGGAACCCAAGAAAAAGCUUGGCCUGCAAGAAAAGACAGAGUUAUUUCUUGAACUGUUUGGGAAUAGUCUUGUGAGACCACAAGCCAGUGAUUACUUGCAGCAAAAGUCAUCUGAAUUUAUCAAAAUGGUAACUGAUUCUGAUUACCUUGAAGCUCACCUUCCAGUGUUCAACUUUUCCCAGCUGAAGUUUAAAGAAAGAGACCAGUUGGAAAGCAUCUUUAAAUUCUGGAGAAAUUCUGAUCCCAAAAUCUUUGACAUCUGCAGACACUGGGAUGAGAGGUUGAGGCAGUACCUUGCUGUUCGCUAUGACUCUAGGGAGAAUAUCUACGACUGGGACUACAGUAUGAAAUUGUCCAAAAAGGCAUCAAUUAUUAAUAGCCGUGAGUAAAAGAACUGGCGUGAACAGGGCGUAGCGUUUGAGUUACGUAGUGACUCCACUUAUGAAGUAACCAACAGGACUUUGGCUUCUGGUAUCAUCAUUAAAAAGGAUGGAGAGAGAGUUGCUCGCAGAGGCUACUGGGGAGACAUAAUCAACAGUCCUUAUUUAGCUUUUGGUACUGAAAGUGAAGAGGAAUCUCUUUUCCAAACUUCCAAUGGACAGCAUGUUAAAACAGCAACAAACGUCUCUGAAUACAACAUCACGGCCUUCAUGCAUGAAAUAUUAACAGGAGAAAAAUAUAUCGCUCCAAAAAUUGAUGACGAAAAGAAAGGAAAGAAAGAGAUGGCUACUUUACAGGAAAUUCAGGAAGAAGAAGUAGAAUCAGAUCAAGUGGGAAGUACGAAAGACGAAGACACGCCUCAAGAAAAUGUGCAUCCGACACAAGGGUACAUGAGGUGUCCUGGUACCACAGUCACUUUUCUGCCGUUGAAUUGUGUUCCGGAUCUCUCCAAGAAAAGCAAAUACAACAAGCUAUUUGACGUCAUUUAUUUUUCAAACAGCAUGGUACACCUACUGACCCCCGAUGUGAAAGAGAUUUUUUCUGACGAAGCGGUUAUUAUUACUGAAACAACCAAGUUUAUGUUGGAUUUAAAACCGGAACAAAUGCGGGAGUACUUAAAAAAGAUAACUUCAAUGGCGGAGAGUGCUGGAUGUAAGGCGGCAGGCCACACCGAUGGAGAAGAAGACGCCCACACCUUCUUCACUUUUCAGAGAUAACAUUCACAGACUGAACUGUUCGUGACUGGGCUUACGUUACACAGCAUAUUUUUUCGUAAUAUUUGUUCCCGUCUAGAAAUUGAUGUAAUGAUACCAAAAAGAAAGCUUCUGAUAUCAGCUAUCCAUGAAAGGGCCAACAUGUUCUGAAGCAAUGCUACGAAACAUAAUUUUUUUGUUCGGAAACGGCAAUACUGUUAAGUAGCCACCGAGUAGGCCAUCAUUAUUAGCGCUUCUGCACCAGCACAAACAAUUUCUCCGCGAGCAGAAAAGUAUGUGGCCUUGAGCAAUGCGAGCCGACGAGAGGUUCGAUAACCCCAUUUGUAGUGCCAGACCCCCGGCCGACACACCUCGCCCUGAGACCUCUGACGCAGUGCCAUGAUUAAGGCUACUCAUAGGCUUGUUUUGAAGAAGCUUGGGAUCUGACCGCUCACGGAUGGUGUAGAACCGUGGUUUGGGUUAGCCCUCAUGUAAAUAAUCGACCCUUAGUGUUUCGUCGUGACACCGGAUAUUUUCUAUUUAUUUCGAGGAAAAAAUUGGAAUAAAAUGUGUGGAGCCCUUUGUUUUUUUUUUCUCUUAUUUAUAUUUUGCUGCACCGUAGGUUUAAGAAGAAUUAGUUUCUCUGGUCAAGUAGAAUUGCAGCCGUUUAAUGAGAUCGUAUACUUUGUUCGCUACUUCAAAUAUGACCCUCAAGCAGAAAGCGAAAUUCCGGAUUCGAGAGAAAAAGAUUUCGAGCCUGGGUAAAAAAAACAUUAUCGACUCAAGAGAGAAAUUCCCAAUUUUAAAAUAAAAAAUAAAAUUUGGACCACUUGUGUCCAUUGUAUGUUUCCGUG